This is a messenger RNA of Erinaceus europaeus (western European hedgehog), 9426 nucleotides long. It is a transcript of the gene BRAF, whose product is annotated as B-Raf proto-oncogene, serine/threonine kinase. The record is from RefSeq and is a predicted model, not a curated record. NCBI's taxonomy places the organism in Eukaryota, Metazoa, Chordata, Mammalia, Eulipotyphla, Erinaceidae. The transcript is spliced from 20 exons. Bases 229 to 2643 code for a protein of 804 amino acids. Gene Ontology annotation, cellular component: mitochondrion; plasma membrane; cytosol. Gene Ontology annotation, molecular function: ATP binding; protein kinase activity. Gene Ontology annotation, biological process: signal transduction; protein phosphorylation.
AGCCUCAGCGUCCUUCCUCCCCAUCCCCUCAGGCUCGGCUGCGCUGGGGACCGCAGGCCGGUUCCCGAGGUGGCCCAGGCGCCCUUCCGCCGCCGGCCGGCGCCGCCCCCCUUCCCGGGCCGGCGCUCUCUGCCCGCAGCCCGCCGCCUCCGCCUCCCCCCGCCCUCCGCCUCCCUUCCCCCUCCCCGCCCGGCAGCGGUCGCUCGGGCCCCGGCUCUCGGUUAUAAGAUGGCGGCGCUGAGCGGCGGCGACGGCGGAGCGGAGCAGGGCCAGGCGCUGUUCAACGGGGACAUGGAGCUCGAGGCGGGCGCCGGCGCCGCGGCCUCGGCGGUUGUGGACCCCGCCAUCCCCGAGGAGGUGUGGAAUAUCAAACAGAUGAUUAAGUUGACACAGGAACAUAUAGAGGCCCUGUUGGACAAAUUUGGCGGGGAGCAUAACCCACCAUCCAUCUACCUGGAGGCAUAUGAAGAAUACACCAGCAAACUAGAUGCCCUCCAACAAAGAGAACAGCAGUUAUUGGAAUCCCUGGGGAAUGGAACUGAUUUUUCUGUUUCUAGCUCUGCAUCAACGGACACCGUUACAUCUUCUUCCUCUUCUAGCCUUUCAGUGCUACCUUCAUCUCUUUCAGUUUUUCAAAAUCCCACAGAUGUGUCACGGAGCAACCCCAAGUCACCACAAAAACCUAUUGUUAGAGUCUUCCUGCCCAACAAACAAAGGACAGUGGUACCUGCAAGGUGUGGUGUUACAGUCCGGGACAGUCUAAAGAAAGCUCUGAUGAUGAGAGGUCUAAUACCAGAGUGCUGUGCUGUUUACAGAAUUCAGGAUGGAGAGAAGAAACCAAUUGGCUGGGACACUGAUAUUUCCUGGCUUACUGGAGAGGAGUUGCACGUAGAAGUAUUGGAGAAUGUUCCACUUACAACACACAACUUUGUACGGAAAACUUUUUUCACCUUAGCAUUUUGUGAUUUUUGUCGAAAGCUGCUUUUCCAGGGUUUCCGAUGUCAAACAUGUGGUUAUAAAUUUCACCAGCGUUGUAGUACAGAAGUUCCACUGAUGUGUGUUAAUUAUGACCAACUUGAUUUGCUGUUUGUCUCCAAGUUCUUUGAGCACCACCCAAUACCGCAGGAGGAGACCUCCUUAGCAGAGACCUCCCUUUCGUCUGGAUCAACCCCUUCUGUACCCCUCUCCGACUCUAUUGGGCCCCCAAUUCUCACCACUCCGUCUCCUUCAAAAUCCAUUCCAAUUCCACAGCCUUUCCGACCAGCAGAUGAAGAUCAUCGAAAUCAAUUUGGACAGCGAGAUCGGUCCUCAUCGGCUCCAAAUGUACAUAUAAACACAAUAGAACCUGUCAAUAUUGAUGACUUGAUUAGAGACCAAGGGUUUCGUAGUGAUGGAGCCCCUUUGAACCAGCUGAUGCGCUGUCUUCGGAAAUACCAAUCCCGGACUCCCAGUCCCCUCCUACAUUCUGUCCCCAGUGAAAUAGUGUUUGAUUUUGAGCCUGGCCCAGUAUUCAGAGGUUCAACCACAGGUUUGUCAGCCACACCACCGGCCUCGUUACCUGGCUCACUCACUAAUGUAAAAGCCUUACAGAAAUCUCCAGGACCUCAGCGAGAGAGAAAAUCAUCUUCAUCCUCAGAAGACAGGAAUCGAAUGAAAACACUUGGUAGACGGGAUUCCAGUGAUGAUUGGGAGAUUCCUGAUGGGCAAAUCACAGUGGGACAAAGAAUUGGAUCUGGGUCAUUUGGGACAGUGUACAAGGGAAAGUGGCACGGUGAUGUGGCUGUGAAAAUGCUGAAUGUGACAGCACCUACACCGCAGCAGUUACAGGCCUUCAAAAAUGAAGUAGGAGUACUCAGGAAAACUCGACAUGUCAAUAUCCUACUCUUCAUGGGCUAUUCAACAAAGCCACAACUGGCUAUUGUUACCCAGUGGUGUGAGGGCUCAAGCUUAUAUCACCAUCUCCACAUCAUUGAGACCAAAUUUGAGAUGAUCAAGCUUAUAGAUAUUGCAAGGCAGACUGCACAGGGCAUGGAUUACUUACACGCCAAGUCAAUCAUCCACAGAGACCUCAAGAGUAAUAAUAUUUUUCUUCAUGAAGACCUCACAGUAAAAAUAGGUGAUUUUGGUCUAGCCACAGUGAAAUCUCGAUGGAGUGGGUCCCAUCAGUUUGAACAGUUAUCUGGAUCCAUAUUGUGGAUGGCACCAGAAGUGAUCAGAAUGCAAGAUAAAAACCCAUAUAGCUUUCAAUCAGAUGUAUAUGCUUUUGGGAUUGUUCUGUAUGAACUCAUGACUGGACAGUUACCUUACUCAAACAUCAACAACAGGGAUCAGAUAAUUUUUAUGGUGGGCCGAGGAUAUUUAUCUCCAGAUCUCAGUAAGGUACGGAGUAACUGUCCAAAAGCCAUGAAGAGAUUAAUGGCAGAGUGCCUAAAAAAGAAAAGAGAUGAAAGACCACUCUUUCCCCAAAUUCUCGCCUCUAUUGAGCUGCUGGCCCGCUCAUUGCCAAAAAUUCACCGCAGUGCAUCGGAGCCCUCCUUGAACAGGGCUGGCUUCCAAACAGAGGAUUUCAGUCUAUAUGCUUGUGCUUCUCCAAAAACACCCAUCCAAGCAGGGGGCUAUGGAGAAUUUGCAGCCUUCAAGUAGCCACACCAUCUUGGCAGCACCUACUCUUAUUUCUUAAGUCUUGUGUUCGUACAGUUUGUUAACAUCAAAACACAGUUCUGUUCCUCAACUUUUUUUUUUUUUUGAAAGACACAGAAUUUUCAGUGCAUAAGCUGGUGUGGAACAGAAUGGAAUUUCCCAUCCACCCAAAGAGGGAAGAGGGAAGAGUGCUUUAGGAGCCAGAAUUCUCUGCUGCCCAUGUCUUCUUCUUCUUCUUCUUCUUCUUCAACACAAAUACCACGUGCAUACAAGUCUGCCCGCUCCCAGGAAGAAAAAGGAGAGACCCGCAGUCUGACCGUGUGAGGGUCAGGCCUGGUGGAAAGAAACUACUGCUCCAGCGGGGGAGCUUUACUGUGGAGAGCCUGCCAGUCAGCCGUGCCCUGCUAGCCAGCAGAUCAGAGUGUGGGCUGAUCCUCUGAGGGGGGCAUUUGCAGUCAUCAAGCAUCGGUUUCUUUCCUGCUCUAGGAUUUCGCUGUGAAGCUCUUCCUCACCUCCACCAGUUCAUCUCUGAGGGAUGGGACAAAAAUGCAGCAUGCCCUUUCUGUGUGGAGAAUGUCCAGCCCUCCACACAUUUCAUCCAAAUUAAGCUCUUUAAUCUCUGUGGGAGGGGUGAGCAGUGGAGGGGGGGGAGGAGGCGGGGGUAGAGACUAGGGGGGUGCUGCAUCUUUGUCCUGGCCCCCUAGGGUUGGUUCUGGCCUUCUGUCUGUCUCCUUGUUCACAGAGGGCAUCUGCCACCCGAGCAGGCUGCCACACUCAGCCUCCCGUACCUGCUGGGUCCAGCAACAAAGACAAGUGUGUGGGGAUGUUUCUGUCUCCGCCACGGCGUAGCAAGUUCUCAGGAAAAUACAGUUGCUAUCUUCCUCCUAAGCUCUUCCAGUCACCGAGUACUUAUGUGGCUCCUUUGUCCAGGGCACAAAAUGGUAUCUAAUUAAAAGCCUACAAAACUGCUCGGGAACAGUUUUGAAUGUGAGACAUUUAUGUAAUUUAAAUGUAAGGUACAAGUUUUAAUUUCUGAGUUUCUUCUAUUAUAUUUUUAUUAAAAAAUGAUUUUCAGAUUUAAAUGAAUUGGAAUACUAGUUCCCACCAGAAUUAUAUAUCCUGGAAAAUUGUAUUUUUGUUAUAUAAACAGCUUUUAAAGAAAGAUCAUUAUCCUUUUCUCUAAGUAUGGGGAGUCUUAGCAUAAUGACAAAUAAUUUAUAAUUUUUAAAUUCAUGGUACUUGCUGGAUCCACACUAACAUCUUCGCUAACACGUCAUAGUUUCUUCUUACUCCCACACUACAGUCUACAUCCUCUUUCUAGUCUUUUAUUUAGAAUUGCAACCUAAAAUAAAAAUGGUGGUGUCUCCAUUCUUUCUCCUCCCUCCUUUUUUCCCAAGCCUGGUCUUCAGAUGGUUGGGUAAUUGGCAGCUGAGUUUCCCAGGCAAAGCAGAGAACGAUUUUAGGUGGAAUGUGGCUGAAGGAGGCUGUGUGAAGCCACCUGUCAGCCAUUUUUAUAGAACUAUGGCCUUUUAAAUAAAGCUCAUUCUUUUUCUUUGUGUAGGUGGAAGUUACCACCUAGCCCUAGCCUUUCCUAAGGAGUGUGGUGUAAGUCAUCAGAGUGCAAAGAGAGUGACUAUGGAUGUUUAAGUGGUAGAUUAAUGGCUGUACCUUGUCAGGAGUCUAGAAUCUCCUACCAGGAUUUAGGAAUGUAAAUCAAAUCAAAUGUACUUAGCGUAACCAAGCUAGAACUUGAAAGUCUAUAACUUGAAAGAAAUGAGUCAUGACCUUUCAAAUAAAUCAGGGAAUUAAAACUUACUCAAAAGUCCCAGAUUAUAACUUUUUAUAAAAUUUUCCCCAUCUCAGCUCACUGCCAUUAGAUGAUUUUUGCUGGGUUAACCUGUAUUCAAAAGAAGGCCUACCACAAAUUCCACAGACUUGUAAAAGGGUUGUCCCAGAAAACAAUGGAAAAUAUCUUGAAGUUAUUUGAAAAGCAGUGUGUUCUUAAGUGAGUCUCUUAGCAAAUUCAGAAAUUGCAGACCUUUGGGAACUGACUGGUGUCUCUUUGAAGAUCAUCUGUGUACAUACUGCCUCCCUUCUCAAAGCACUGUUUCCUUCUGACAUCUGUUCCCAUAGAUGCUUUUACACAUAAGAUGGGAGCGCGCUGGGCUUGGCCAGCAGGCGUGUCCCACUGACCAGGCGAGCCUGCUGGAGUACAGGGCAGGAGCUCAGCAGUGGGGUGCAGAGAAUCAGCUGCCGGGGAUCCUCUUUUUCCUCCUUUCUUUUUAGACUGAGUUGCUGUCUCAUUGGAAAUAGGGGGACGGGCUUGAUCGAGCUACUUUCAGAAGCCAGGUUCAGGAUGUUCUUGAGAGGUGUUUGUAGAGCCCUUAAAAAUAAUAACACUUUUGCAAUUUUUUUUUUUUUGGCCAUCAAGUAGCUUUCUCUGUGGCUUACAAAUGACAUGAAAAUGGGUUUUCCCCUCUGACUUUUACUUGCUUUAGUUUUUGAUGCUUACAUGACAGACUGGUGGAGCUCCUAAGUAAAUACAAGGAAGAAGUCCUUGUUUGUGCAAAGCACUUUAUAAGUAAUUUGUAGAGGCGGCGUGUGGCUGCCUUGUCGACUCUCCUAAGGCUGUGGUUCUGGUUUUUUCUGUGAAGCGGCUCAGUGUCUUCUGUGGUGCAUUUUAUUUGGGUUAAGAAGAGGUGAGACCUGUAAAGUGUGAGAGUAAGCAUGAAGGGUUAUGUGGGAAUGUGGAGAGUUCCUGAUGGACUGUUUGAUCACUGAACUAGAGUCUGGGGUCAAGGCGUGUGCCCAGUUUGUGACUACAAAAGCCAGUGUGACAUUUGUACUUCUGUGCACCCUAGAGGAAGGUUUCUGCCUCACUGUCAAAUGUUGGUUCCUAAACCCGCAGUCCCUGGUUGUAGUUGAGACCCGCUGGAACCUCCUGAGGUCCUCCUGGAAGAUAAAAUCUCAUAGAACUGACGUGUGUGCUAAAACUCAUGCUGGAAAAGAAAGCCUGUUCAUUAUCCAGGAGCUCAGACACUGCCUGAGACUCGGUCAGUCCUUUUCCUGAGUGUGGUUUGGUGCAGUCAGGGCUCUCUUGUCUCCCAGUGCAUUCAUCAAUCAGGCAGUGUUAUAAGCACCAUCCUCCUGCCCCCUCCCCACUCCAGCCUCUGCACACCUCACCUCCCUUUAGUGUGAAGCACAUUGCAGGGUUCAGGUAACCUCUUCAAAUACAAAAACAAACUACCUCCUCGGGUGAGGUAAUGAAUAGUUAUUUAUUUUAAGCUAUGAAGUCAGAGGAGUUCUAGAACAUGAAGAUGUUGGGAGUUUGGCAUUUAUGUGUCCUUGUAUCGUCUUGUCCUAAAGGGCAUUCAUUACACUUUUCAGCAGUGAUACUGGGGUUGGGGGGUGGGGGCAGGGGCGGAUUAUAGCUCAGAAUACCUGAAUGUUUGAAAGUAGUAUCAGAACCUGUUUAGGGGUUCAUGUCAGAGUUCUCGCCAGUCAGUUGCAUGAAACUAAGUAGUCACAAUGUCCCUUCACCAAUAGUCCAAUUUUAAUUUUUAGCAUGCUUGGCAAGACAGUGCAUGCAUCUUCAUACUGAGUUAGCCACAGCUUUGUCCAGCGAAAUUCUCCUAUGGAGAAGACUGCCCAGCAAAGACGGUAGGAUGGCUCUCUUUUGUCCAAGGUGGUAUCAUUAGUGCUCGAAUACCAAUGCCUUGAGACUAGUGGACUCCAGCUAUUAGGUUAUUUAAAACAAACCAAAAGCAUAGCUAGAUGUGGGAGGUUUCACUGUGUGCAUAAGCAGCAAAAAGCUUGCAGGUCAGACAUUGAAAAUGGGGUCAAUGAGGCCUAUACAAAGACCUUGACAAUUUGCCAAAUGAUCUCACUGUGCCUUCAUGAUGCAAUAAACAAGCUAAAGCUUUAGCAGCUACCAGUGAUUUGUGACGAGCCACCAUCCCUGUCAAACUCAGCUUUGUUUCUAUUUUCAGUGCAACUUAGCAAAGAUCCAUGCGCUAGAGUUUAUAGCCAAAGUCAUAUUUGAACAAAAGAAAUAGGUACAUUUUCAGUGAAUAAAAUUAUUUUUUUAAAGCAUAUAACCCCCCUAGCAUAGAUACACUUGUCAUGUAGAGCACUAUUAGAGGUUGAAACUAUAGGUCAGUGACAUUUCUAGAGACUUUUUCUACUCCCAUAAGCUCAUCAGAGCAUGGGACUUCUGUAUGACAGGGACAUUUUGACAGAUACUUUUAAGAAAUUGCUAUAGGUGGGGGUUCAAGUGCGGCUGCUGGGCGGCAAUGCUACGUGUUAACCUAGCUGAGAAGGGGGAAGUUUGCACCCCUUCCUGGUGGACUGUUGCCAACCUUGACACCACCUCUUCAGACUUUGAGAUGUAGACUUGCCUCCCAGGUGCUGCUGCUGGUGUUCAGGGUGCUGUGGGGACACCAGGGACCCCUUAUGAGGGGUCAUUGGAGUAGUUAGACCCGGUGUGGCUGUGACAUAGCACAAGGGCUACUUGUGUCGUCUGGCUUCAUUCCUUGCCACCCCCCCAAAAAAGCAGUCCUCAGGUGGUCUCACUGAGGUGUUUCAAAUGUCUGUGGGCCGCUGAGCCACCUGGGUGGUCUGCCUGGUGUCUGUUUUGGCCAGAGAAUGAAAUGCCCAGUGAGUGCAUCCUUGCCCUGUGUUUCUUGCCCUGGUAAAAACUGACAGUUGUGGUGAGCUUUUAUGAUCAGUCCAGAAGAUGCUAAGCUUUAUGUCACCACUGUUUUCAGAUAACGUCCCCUUCUAGUUGGGCAAAAACAUUUCCUAUGAAACCCAGUGCUAACUAGCCAUUUGUGGGGAGGACAGAAACUUGAGUCCUGGAAAACUAAGUAACUGCUUUACUUAAAAACACGGGACAGUUAGUCUCCACCUCAGAAAAGUCCACCUUUCAUUUCAAGAGCUACAGCUUCACCUGUUAAUCCAGUUGUAUGGAUCACUACUUUCACUUCAUCAGAAUAAGAUUUUGUUUAGUGUUUUGACUAAUUACAGUGUGAUGACAUUGUAAUUAGUGCUUGAGGAUAGCCAGUGUACUCAGUUCUAUUUCAUCUUGUAAUACUUUUUUUAAUGAAUUCUAUAGAUUGAAGUGCUUUUCAUAAACAAGUAAAAUAUGCUUUUCAUUUUAGUCUCAAAAAGCUCUUUGUGCAAACCAUCUGCUUCUGUGGUCAGGCUGGACACAGUACCCUUGGUGUAAGGAGUUGGGCUGAAACUCACAGGGACAAGGCGGCUUCUGCUGCAGGGUGGAGCGGGGGGGGGGGGGGGGGGAGGCAUCAGUUACUUAGUACUUAUGUUUUAGAAAUUCCCAUGUGUUAUAUGUCUGUAUUAAGCCUUUUUCAACCCAUGUGUGGGUUUUUUGGAGGGUGUGCAUUAAUUACAUAGGACGACCUUUCAGACCAGCAUAAGCAGCAAAGCUCUCAGGCAAGGCACAAAUAUAGAGAAAAUGGACCAGAUUGGGGGGGGGGGGGUGUGGGAGUCAGCCUGAGGGUUGGGAGAAACCCAGGUGAGGGCGGGAGAGAAACUGCAGUUACCUGAAAUAAAAUUUGUAAGAGUGCAAUAAGAGUGCUUUUCUAAGCUGUGAACGGUUCUUGAUCUUUUUUUUUUUUAAUUCUUCCUAAACAUUUGUGUGUGUUCCUUAGCUGAUGAGAAGCAGACGCCUUUUGUUCAUGCCAGUUACCAACAUCAGUGGCUAACCUGUCUUAUUUAUCUUCAUGUUACAUCAGUUUACAUUACGGGGGUGUGUGUGCUGGCCCCUUUUCCCUCCUUCACUUGAAAACGUGUCCACUGGGUCCUGUGCUUCCCUCCGUUCUGCCUUCACGACCUGAAGGACUCACAGUCGCGCCUAAUGUGCUGGUCUCAUUUGUUGUCUACUUUGUCCCUUUUCCAACUCAGCAACCUCUGCUUCUCCUAAAAUAGAAGCAUACAGAUUGAUCGGGGGUUGAAUUUGAUAGCUGAUCAAUGUACAUCCCUUUGUCUUGUCUGACAGUUUAGGAUUGUUCUUUGGUUUAGACCAAAAAAAAAAAAGAUUUUUUUUUUUUUUUAAUGAAACUGCCUUUUCAGUCUUGCUUUGAGGAGUUUUUCUGGGAGAAAGACAGAAAUGCUUCCCGUUUUAACUGCAGUGAAUUAGUGGCUCCUGGCUGACCACUUCAAACUUCUUGUCGAUUUCACACACAUUCCUCUCUUCUUGCUGCCAGAAGUUCAGAUUUAGUUCACUUCAGUUCCACUCAAGCAUUGGAAAUGUUCAGACUGGGGUGUACCCAGGGAAAAGGUGGGAACCUUUUAACUAUCCACAGACCUCUCUACCUGCUUUGCAAAAAUUACAAUGGAGUAACUAUUUUUAAAGCUUAUUUUUCAAUCCAUAAAAAAGACAUUUAUUUUUAGUCAAAUGGAUGUCUCCCUCUCAUCCCUUAACCCUGGGUUUGCUUGACCCUUCCUGUUUGUAUUUUGUCUUGUUUUGGUUUUUUAUUUUUUUCCCCAGAUCUACUUCCUGAUACUUUGGUUCUCUUUCCUGCUCAGGUCCCUUCAUUUGUACUUUGGAGUUUUUCUCAUGUAAAUUUGUACAAUGGAAAAUAUUGUUCAGUCUGGAUAGAAAGCAUGGAGAAUUAAAUUUUAAAAGAUGAAAUUCAGAUUGAAGAAAUUUAUUUCUGUGUAAAGUUAUUUAAAAAAACUCUGUAUUAUAUAAAAGGCAAAAAAAGUUCUAUGUACUUGAUGUGAAUAUGCGAAUACUGCUAUAAUAAAGAUUGACUGCAUGGAGAA